This is a messenger RNA of Colletotrichum godetiae, 1383 nucleotides long. Its product is annotated as putative alpha/beta hydrolase. Lineage: Eukaryota; Fungi; Ascomycota; Sordariomycetes; Glomerellales; Glomerellaceae. The transcript is spliced from 2 exons. The coding region runs from base 1 to 1383 and encodes 460 amino acids. The record is from RefSeq and is a predicted model, not a curated record. Gene Ontology annotation, molecular function: A2-type glycerophospholipase activity; lysophosphatidic acid acyltransferase activity. Gene Ontology annotation, biological process: cardiolipin acyl-chain remodeling; lipid homeostasis; phosphatidic acid biosynthetic process. Gene Ontology annotation, cellular component: mitochondrial inner membrane; mitochondrion.
AUGGCUGCCGCCGCCGCACCCCCCGCCGCUCCCAAUGCGACGACUCGUCCCCCAGGAACCUACUUCCCCUUGGGAUACAAAGAUGCCGUCUAUCAAUGGUGGACAAGUGUAACUCCGCAAAUGGCCGAACGCAACGUCCUGUCACACAUCCCUUACCUCAAAGAAGCCCGCGAAAACGCCUCCCUCGACUCGACCAAACCAGACCCCUUUGGCCAGCGCGUAUGGAAGUCCCAAAUGGUCGAGCUCUCCGGCAAGAACCGUGCCUUGAACGAAUACUCCAUCGAGCGCGUCGGCGAGGAGGUCGACAACAACCUCGUCAUCGUUCACGGCUACGGCGCCGGCCUCGGCUUCUUCUACAAGAACUUUGAGCCCCUUUCCCGCCCCAAGGGAUGGAAGCUUUACGCCCUUGAUAUGCUCGGCAUGGGCAACUCCACGAGACCGCCAUUCAAGGUCACCGCCAAGGACCAGGAGGGCAAGACUGCCGAGGCCGAGGCCUGGUUCAUCGAUGCCCUCGAGGAGUGGCGCAAGAAGCGCAACAUUGACAAGUUCACCCUCGUCGGCCACUCCCUCGGUGGAUACCUCUCCAUCGCCUACGCGCUUAAGUACCCCGGCCACCUGAAGAAGCUCAUCCUCGCCUCGCCCGUCGGAAUCCCCGAGGACCCCUACGCGGUCAACGCAGCCAUGCCCGAGCCCGAAGAAUCGACCCUCCAGAACGAAUUCACACAGGAUCAAAACGAAAUCACCAGCAACGGCCAAAACACAGUCGGAUCACGAAACAACAAGACCAACGCGCCCAACACACCGAAGCGCCCACUCCCAGGCUGGCUCGUCUGGCUCUGGGACGCAAACGUUUCCCCCUUCAGCAUCGUCCGCUUCACCGGCCCUCUCGGCCCCCGUUUCGUCUCUGGCUGGACCUCCCGCCGCUUCAAUCACCUGCCGCAAGAAGAGUCCCAGACGCUACACGACUACGCCUUCUCCAUCUUCCGCCAGCGCGGCAGCGGCGAGUACGCCCUGCCGUACAUCCUCGCCCCCGGCGCGUUUGCCCGCAGUCCCAUGGUCAACAGGAUAGACGGCGUCGGCCGCCAGGUCAUUGAGAAGAGCACGGGCGAGAAGUUCAAGGAGACGGGCAUCCCUAUUGUCAUGAUGUACGGCGAGAGCGACUGGAUGGACAAGAAGGGUGGUGUCGCAGCGGCCGAGAAGCUGAAGCAGGCUAGGUUGCAGGCACUGCUGAACGGGACUGAGGAAGAGAAGAGGAGGGAGAAUGGCUCGGCAAAGGUUAUUGAGGUGUCGAAGGCGGGUCACCACCUUUACCUGGAUAACGCCGAGGAGUUCAACGACUACAUUCUCAAAGAGAUGGAGGAUGUCCAGAAGAGCAAGCUAUAG